Messenger RNA from Fulvia fulva, 717 nucleotides. Its product is annotated as Ecp51. Bases 1 to 717 code for a protein of 238 amino acids. The transcript is spliced from 3 exons. Lineage: Eukaryota; Fungi; Ascomycota; Dothideomycetes; Mycosphaerellales; Mycosphaerellaceae. The record is from RefSeq and is a predicted model, not a curated record.
AUGCCUUCCAUCCUCCUCACCCUCGCUUCCUUGGCUGCAACAAUUACUGCGCAAGCUCUAUCUUCAUCAGAAACCUUCGUCCUCUACCCCUACAUCACCUCCGGCGAGCUCACCGGCCCAUACCCCAACUCCGCCAUCGACCGCGACCAACCUCUUACCGGAUCCAGUGGUCGCGCCGGCGGAACUUUCACAACCGACUGCUUCAACAGAUUCACUUUCACCGCCUACGUCGGAACCCACUGCACCGGAGACCAAUGCGGCUACAACCGCUGGGAACUCAACGCUUCCUACCCUUCCGCUGGCGAGGAUGGCUACACGCUGGCUAGCUACUUAGGCGGCGGACCACUGGACUCCUUCCUCAUUGCCCCCAAGUCGGAGGUCGACGCCGAGGGUCGCCGCGAUGUAGGCUGGACGGGCCAUGUCGAUGAGUGUGGUGUCGGUUUCCCGACGAGCGGACUCAAGCUGGAGGAAGGCAGUGAGGGGAUUGUGCACCUGACAUAUGAGAAUCAGGAAGAUGGUACGGAUGUGUUUGGGACGUUUUUUACGUGCUGGGUUGAGGGCAAUGUUUAUGGGCCGAAGCUGUUCUAUAGGAAUAGCGAGGGGACGACGCCGGAGGGGUGUGCGGAGUUGCUUUUGGUGCCGAGGUGUACUGAUGAUGAGAGGCUUGCUGAUGCUAAUGUCGUGAGUCAGUGCUACCAGGGUGGCUUGCCAGCUUGA